This is a messenger RNA of Trichoderma reesei QM6a, 938 nucleotides long. RefSeq lists its product as uncharacterized. Gene Ontology annotation, molecular function: DNA-binding transcription factor activity, RNA polymerase II-specific; zinc ion binding. The coding region runs from base 414 to 938 and encodes 174 amino acids. Gene Ontology annotation, biological process: regulation of DNA-templated transcription. The transcript is spliced from 5 exons. The record is from RefSeq and is a predicted model, not a curated record. Lineage: Eukaryota; Fungi; Ascomycota; Sordariomycetes; Hypocreales; Hypocreaceae.
UCCACGUCGGAGGCUUGAGCCCAGGCUGAGCUACAUGUGCCUUAUCUCAUCAAGUUAUAACGAAGCGGCUGCCGCCUCCAUUGAUCCAAGGGCACCUCUCGUGUCGGGGCAGCAUUCAGCUCAUCUCUGCCGGUCAUUAUUGCUUUGGCCCCCCUCAUCCGCCUUCCAUCGAUUUGCCCUCUGUUCAUUCUUACCUCGAAGCCUUCCAACAGCACAAACACAUAUAUUCAGGCUUCAGCUCCACCAAAAGCGCCGUUGGCCGGCCGUCAGGGAGCCGUUGGUUGUCCGUUUGGCCUCCGCCUCCGCCUUCCCGUCGCCUCGACAGCGACCGUAGCUCAGCGUCCCCCGCCUCGAACCAGCCUUUAUCCUUCCCCUCUCGGCCUUCUCUCUAUCUCGAAAAUCUCUAAGGCAACAUGACUACGGACGAGCUACCGGUAGAAGACACGGGCGGUCGGGCGCAAGGGGCCCCGAUGACGCAGGCGAGGGCGAUGGGGGUUCAAAUGCACUCCUCUUGCUCCGAGUGUAGACGCCGGAAACAAAAGUGUAGCCGAUAUUGGCCGUGCCGGCACUGCGGCACUCGGCGUGUUGCCAACGAAUGCACCUUUCAGUCCGUUCUCGAGGUAAAGGCUCCCGAGGAACGUCGGGCCCGGCUGGACAAGCUUGCGGCGGAGAUGGAAGGGGCGAGCUUCUUCUCGCAAGCCUUGAAUGAAGAGUUGGACGAUGGCAGUCCUAGCACUGUUGACGAUCUUGAGGCAUUGGGGUACUCAAGUGCUCACGCUGUCUCGAGCUGUAGCCUUGAGCCAGAGGAACAGCAGCACCAGCAUAGUCAUACUUGGGAGCCUCUAAGGACUCCUACGAAGCCCGAAACUCCAGUGUCUGUGCUUGUAAUGAUAUGCUAUCCUCGAAACAAUAACGCCUUGAACACCACGCUUCCUUGA